Daldinia childiae is the source of this 429-nucleotide messenger RNA. Its product is annotated as FK506 suppressor Sfk1. The transcript is spliced from 3 exons. The record is from RefSeq and is a predicted model, not a curated record. The coding region runs from base 1 to 429 and encodes 142 amino acids. Lineage: Eukaryota; Fungi; Ascomycota; Sordariomycetes; Xylariales; Hypoxylaceae.
AUGCGGUUCUUGUCGUAUUGGCUAACAUUAUCGCAAAGAAAUCUCUCCGUAGAAAACCGGCAACAUCGCGUUCUCCGCAUCUCAUUCUGGGUCAAGUUGAUUUUCGUCGUUGUCGAGCUGGGUCUAGCGAUUGCCUUCGGCGUGAUUAACUUUAGGGGCAACCAUAACACAUCUGCUAUUAUCGAGUGGGUCAUUGCCUUCGUAUUCUCCUUCUACGUCUUCUCCUUUUACAUCGACUUGUAUCCCGCUAUCACUACGCGGAACAACCCCCACCCGAUCGGGGAUCCCACGCGACGGAUGGAGGAGACCUACUAUGCAACGCAUCCCAGUGUCCUACCUGGGGAUAGGCAUACCCAGGAUAGCCAGAGGACGCUGACAGACAGCCACGGCCACCAGCACAAAGUGAGAACAGACCAGAGAGACUUUUAG